AUGUUUGCGCUGAACCGCCUGUUUGCGCCGGUGGGCACCGGCGGGGAGGACGACACCGACGCCGACGUCAGCUGCGUGUUUGCCUUCGACGCCUACCACUACCCCAACGCCUAUCUCGAUUCGCAUUUCGUGGAGAGGGACGGGGCGGAGGUGCCGCUGCGGCAGUUCAAGGGCGACCCGGUGUCCUUCGACGUUUCCGCCUUUGUCCGUGAUCUGCAGCGCAUCAAGCACCAAGACGGUGAUGGCGGCGGCAGCGGCGGCGGCGACAAUGCGGGACGCAAGGAGAUCCGUCUGCCGGUCUACGAUCGACGACUACACGACCCCGUGCCCGACGCGCUCACCAUCAAGUCCCAGCACUCGUUCGUGCUCGUCGAGGGCCUGCUGCUGCUGCACGAUGAGCUCGGGUUCGAGGCGAUCAGAGACCACCUCGACGUGUGCCUCUUUCUCGACGUCGACGAGCCCGAGUGCCAUCGCCGAGUGGUAGCGCGCAAGGUCGUCGGCGGGCGGGACCCGGAUGACGCCGAGCGACACUACGCGCGGGUCGACCUGCCCAACGUGGUGCGCAUCAACCAGAGGAGCGAGAGGGCCGACCUCCUGCUCCAGCUGGGACCCGACGGCGAGAUACGCAGCGCGAGGCCCGGCCGACUCGCCCCGUAG
Messenger RNA from Acanthamoeba castellanii str. Neff, 657 nucleotides. Its product is annotated as HEAT repeat domain containing protein. The transcript has 2 exons. Gene Ontology annotation, molecular function: kinase activity; ATP binding. Gene Ontology annotation, cellular component: cytoplasm. NCBI's taxonomy places the organism in Eukaryota, Discosea, Longamoebia, Acanthamoebidae. The record is from RefSeq and is a predicted model, not a curated record. Bases 1 to 657 code for a protein of 218 amino acids.